AUGCCGAAUCAUGAAGCCAUUCAAGCUGCGUAUGAUGAGUGGGCAAAGGAGUAUCUGAUUCCGUACUAUGCUCCGGGCAACUUUAUCGAAAAGGGUGGCUAUGUGGAUUUGGUGUUGCCGUGGAGUUUGAAGAGUCCUGUGCUUGGGUUUGAAGCAGCUGGUUUUCGUAGAGAGAUCUGGCAGCAAGACAGUGAUGAGGGUGCCACUAUGGACAUGGACAUGCUUGAAAAGGCGUUGGGUACAAUUAGUCCUGUUACGAGGUGGCGAGGGGCACAUCCUGGUGAUGUUGGCACGGAGAGAGAUGCAGCGAGGGUAUUAAGGAGGACACUUGAGAAACUGCUCCGUGAGAAUGGCGUUGAGGAGGUGUUGAGGCAGGAGAGUCCAAAGGUGGUGGUCUUGAUGGUUAAAAAGUCUGCGUCAUAG
Molecule: messenger RNA, 423 nt
Organism: Pochonia chlamydosporia 170
Lineage: Eukaryota; Fungi; Ascomycota; Sordariomycetes; Hypocreales; Clavicipitaceae
Product: methyltransferase
Exons: 1
Coding region: 1-423 (140 amino acids)
Source: RefSeq, a predicted model, not a curated record